AUGAUCCGCCAACUCCUCGCCCGCCUCACGUCCAUCCUCCUGCACCCCAUGGCCCUCCUCAACCCCCUCUACGCCUUCGUCGUGCCCUUCCUCCUCGUCACCACCAUCCCGCUCGCCGUCUUCGCCGGCAUCACCACCACCUUCGCCUUCUCCAUCCUCAUCCUGCGCGUUUUCGUCGUCUACCUCGACAUCGCCCUCUCCCUCGUCUCCCAGUCCCUCUCCCACCUGACCGAGAGCAGCGCCGCCAAGUUCCACCACCCGCGCCGGCCCUCGUCCUCCUCGCCCUCGUCCUCCUCCUCCGUCCACAGCCGCACCAACAGCGUCAGCCCCUCCGCCUCGUCCACGCUGCUCAAGCGGCAGCACAACAGCCGCCGCCGCCGCCUCAGCUCCUCCGUCUACUCCGCCGGCUCCGCCACCCCCGCCAGCGACAUCGGGCUCGGCCUCAUCCCCAGCGUCGGCGCCGAGCGCGACUUUGAAGGCGUCGGCGGCUGGCGUCUGGGCGGCGGCGACGACGACGACGAUGACGACGAUGCCUGGACCACCAUCAACUCCCGCCUCGAGCUGCACGACCGCAAUCACCGCCGCAGCCUGUCCGGGGGCCCGGCGGCCGCAGCAGCGGCGGACACCGGCUUCCUCAUGAUGAAGGGCCGCGCCAGGAGCCCCGAGCAGAGGCUGACGCCGGCGUCUCCGAAUAGCUCCAAGGCGCGAGCGCCCUCGGCUCCGCGUCUGAUGGGCGGCUCCAGCCAGACCGACAGCUAUUUCCCCAUGAUUACGUCUUCCAAGGCAAUCAAGCGGAGCACCAACUAG
Messenger RNA from Trichoderma citrinoviride, 807 nucleotides. RefSeq lists its product as hypothetical. NCBI's taxonomy places the organism in Eukaryota, Fungi, Ascomycota, Sordariomycetes, Hypocreales, Hypocreaceae. The record is from RefSeq and is a predicted model, not a curated record. Bases 1 to 807 code for a protein of 268 amino acids. The transcript has a single exon.